This is a messenger RNA of Neurospora hispaniola, 3689 nucleotides long. RefSeq names its product telomere repeat binding factor-domain-containing protein. Gene Ontology annotation, molecular function: protein homodimerization activity; double-stranded telomeric DNA binding. Bases 98 to 3547 code for a protein of 1149 amino acids. Lineage: Eukaryota; Fungi; Ascomycota; Sordariomycetes; Sordariales; Sordariaceae. Gene Ontology annotation, biological process: telomere maintenance via telomere lengthening. The transcript is spliced from 3 exons. The record is from RefSeq and is a predicted model, not a curated record.
AGGCCGCUGCUCCCUUGCGACAAGGGCCCGAGUCUCCUCCAACCAACCCCGUUCCGUUGUCGCGUUCAAUGGGUCGUGGUCCUUCCUCUGCUUCACUAUGGCCGACCUCAACUUCACAGCGGCCUUCGAGGCCAACCUCCUCGCUGCCCUGAGCAAGCAUACCGAAGAGGCCAAGAGCCCGGCUUCAACUCCGACUCCCGCUCCCGCUCCGGGUCCAGCUCCCGUUCCCACGCCGACACCACCGUCGAUACCGACCCAAGAUGCUUCUGCUCCUCCUCCCCAGCCAGUGCAGCAACAACCACAACAAGCACAGCAGCCACCGCUGAACCACUCCCUGCAGUCGUCUCAAGGACCCCCGAGCCAGACAGCCCAGCCUCCCCAGCAGCAAUUGUCACAAGCUUCCUCUCUCAGCCAUGCUCUUCAGCAGGCCCUACAAAGCUCGAAUCCCCCGUCUUAUCAGACGCCCUCGAUUCACCAGCCUCAACCCUCCUCGACGACCGCUGCACCCAUCUCCCAACCACUCGUACAAGUCCCGCCGCCCCAGCCGAGCCCUCAUGCGGUUUCCAACGUGCCUCCCCAGGCGUCUGCCGCUUUGACAGAGCCUCCAAAACGGUCCCAUAGCCCCGAUCCCCAAGACUCGAAUGGCAAGCGCCCCAAGCUUGAACACAUUGAUGAGAUGGAUCAGGACAUACCGUUUGAUAUCAAGGCAGCCCUCGCAACUGCGCUUGGCGAUUUUGAGAAACAGCACAGCCAAAUCGGCAAUGACAGCUCGCUCGAAAACCCAUCCGGGCCCAGCUCGGCUCCUCCUCCGGCGCUCGCUGUCUCUCUGUCUGCUACAGCUACACCGAUGCCCGAGAAAUGCGGGGAUAAACUUAUGAAGGCCUCAUCUAACUCGACUUAUAUGAUCCGUUCAAUGAGUCUUCCGGUGCUCGGAAAUUUGGCUGUUCAGAUUCUGCUCCGACUAUCCCAACAACCCCGAAACGAAACAUUGUCACUUCUUUCUGAAACCGAUGCCGAGUUUCGAAAACACUAUGACUUGUUGACAGAGUCGUUCAAGUUAGCCAGAAAUGGUUUCUCCGACAGUCCUGUGCUUCUUCCAGACGAACUAGAGAUCAAUGAUUCAGAGGACCGCGAGACGGUUCGGGUUGCAAACCUAGCUACGACGGCUAUUAGUGUCUUUGGUGCAAACGAUGUUGCCUGCAAGGAUUUGGACGACUCUUUCUUCUCUAUCUUUGUACCAGAAGAUGGCGAGUUUAAAGAUACCUUGGCCGACUUGCUCCUCAGCCUCAAAACUCAGGCCUUUCUGGAUUCCUUGGAUGAGCAAGCGACUCCUCAGCAGGUUACAGAACAACUCGACAAGUUCUUCCCAGAUAACUUCGAAGACUGGCUCAAGCAACGUAACCUUGAUGUCGUCACAGACACUGAUGCGGACCAACUCGCCGUGAAGAUCAAGGACCGCAGGGAGCUGUUGUCCACACUCGCCAACAGUGAACAGCCCAAAAAAUCUCUAGAGAGCAAGUACCCACCUGAUACUUUUCCCGAGACCCUCUGUGUCUUUUUGCAAAGCCACAUUGGGGUAGUCGUUGAAUAUGCCGAAGAAUAUGGGGUCAAGAUCCCAAUCAGUGAGGAGCCGAUUGUAUCGGAGUCGAUCGUAUCGGGCCCAAUUCAAAACGGCAACAACGUCCAGGAUGAGCAUGCCGACUUGGCCGCCCUCUUGCAGUCCAAGAUUGUCGAGAACGGCGAGCUUAAAGACUUCCAUGCGGGAAACCUCCACAAUGAGGCGUCCGUAUCUGCUGAUGACAAUUUCGAUCUAAGUAAACUUAUCGAGCAAUCUCUCCCCGACCAUAUCAAUGGAUUGAAAGACGGGCUUCUAGAACAAAAUGGGCAGGGUGAAUCAAGCGGGCUUUUUGACACAAAGGAUCUGGCAUCCCUCAUUGCUGAAAAGCUGAACGAUAAUCUUGAGACACCAGUUCACGGACUCUCAAAUGUUCCACAGAACUAUGAAGAUACCAUGCGGGAGAACCACGGCCAAGUACAUCCUCAGUACCAUAACAUCAACCAGUUACAAACACCGACAUACCAUCAAUACCCCCCAGCAUCAUCUUCUAAUAUUGGAAUGGGGACAACGGGGGAGACGCUACCUCCUAACCAAUCCUGUCCCACCUCAGUUCUAUACGAGAAGGCAAGACAGGCCGCUGUCGCAAAGUCAUCCAGUACGACUCGCAGGGAGGGACUGCAUUCGACUCGCAGACCAUGGACCCCCGACGAGGAAAAGGCUCUCAUGAUGGGUCUGGACAUGGUGAAGGGACCUCAUUGGAGUCAGAUUCUGUCACUCUUUGGGGCUCAUGGGUCUGUUUCGGACAUUCUGAAGGAUCGCACGCAGGUCCAGCUCAAGGAUAAAGCAAGGAACCUCAAGUUGUUCUUUCUCAAGACAAACUCAGAGAUGCCCUACUAUCUACAGAGUGUUACGGGUGAACUCAAGACCAGGGCGCCCGGACAGGCUGCUCGCAAGGAGGCGGAGGAAAAGGCACGCCUGAAUGCGGAGGAUGAACAAGCACGGUUAGCAGGCAUCAUGACAUUGGGUGGGCUACAUAACAACCACCACCCAGUUGCCGGCAGUCCGAUUGCGCCCUCUCCCGCUCGUGCUCACACCGCAACUCCUGGACCAGGGACUGGUCACUUGAAUGGGACGCCUACGCCCACGCCCACGCAAGGACCGACAAACCAGCCUGCGGCUCUUGCUCCAGUCCCGAUCUCACCAAUGGUCAAGACUGAGCCCGUGGACCACUCAGCGCACCAGGUCGGCAAUCUGCCACAAAUUCAGCCGGCCCCAGCUCCUCAGUCUUUGCAACCGGCGUUGAAGCCUCAAUCACAACCCCAGCCUCUACACCAGCAACAAUCGCAGCCACAUCUACAACAACACCCUCAAGCAAAUGCUCAACAACACUCACAACAGCACUCGCAGCAACACUCGCAACCAUUACAGCCACUUCGACCCCAACAGCAACCUCAACAGCUACCCCAAUCCCAAAUGCGCCCUCAAACUCCCCAAGCGCUGGCGCCAGCUCCACCGCAACAAUACCACCAGCAACAACAUCAUCAGCCGCAAGGGCAACAGCAGCACCAACAGUUGCACCAGCAGCAGCAAUUACACCCAGGUUCACAGCAACACGAGCAGACGCAACCGCAACCGCAGCCUCAGGUACAGGCACAGCCGCCGCCGCAGCAGCAACAGCAGCAACAGCAGCACCAUGUGGCCCCGGCUCCAGCAUCAACAUCAACUACGACAACGGCAACACCAGCAAUAGCAGCUGCUCAACCCCAUGUCAAUGUAGCCGCUGCGGAGCCAGCAGCGGCAAGUUCAACAUUGAGCAAUCAAGCUACACCGAGCUUUGGGCUCCCACCCAUACCUCCGAACCACCACUCAACACCAGAUCAAGCUCAAGACGUAAAGCUCUUUGAGACGCUCCAGGCUGCAAUUGGAGCGACUUCGCCUGCUCACGAGAGUCAUCAAGCGGCAACUGUGCCGGAAACGUCUGCUGGAUAGAAUCCAAGCCCUGAGAGUGAUGAGGACGUGGAGAAGAGUAUUAUACAGUUGGGGAAGCGUUUGAUGUCACUACAGAUGCUCGAUGGAUGUGAGUACGUGUGGGAUUGAGGAGGUUCUUUUCUUCCUUGACAUGCAAUUUGAG